Molecule: messenger RNA, 1263 nt
Organism: Miscanthus lutarioriparius
Lineage: Eukaryota; Viridiplantae; Streptophyta; Magnoliopsida; Poales; Poaceae
Source: the annotation of a GenBank genome assembly
AUGGGAAACAAGAAGAAGUCGAAGCCGAGCAGGAGCAAGAAGAAGCCCAAAACCAGCGCCGACCAGGCCCUGGCCCUAGACUACGUCCGCGCCUGGGCGCAACCCGCGCCGCCACCACCGGAACCCUCGGUGGCCGACGCCGACGACUUCCUGCCGGUCCUGGCUACGCGCGGGGGCGAUGUGCUGUUUGAGCUCCACUCGCACUCAAACCACAGCGACGGGUUCCUCUCCCCUUCCGCGCUCGUCGAGCGCGCCCAUCGCAACGGGGUAAAAGUUCUCGCCCUAACAGAUCAUGACACCAUGGCUGGCAUACCAGAAGCUGUGUCAGCAGCUUCCAAGUUUGGCAUUAGAAUAAUUCCUGGUGUUGAAAUCAGUGCGCUAUAUAAUCCAAGGGAAGUUGCCGGUGCUGGUGAGACUGUUCAUAUCCUUGCAUACUAUGGUAUGUGUGGUCCGUCAAGGCCUGAUCAGUUGGACAGCGUGCUAUUGAACAUUAGAGAUGGGCGAUACUUACGCGCAAAGAACAUGCUGCAAAAGCUAACUACACUGAAGGUGCCAAUAAAGUGGGAACAUGUGACUAAAAUUGCUGGUGAUGGAGUGGCACCUGGCCGAUUGCAUAUAGCAAGGGCUAUGGUUGAAGCGGGUUAUGUAGAGAAUGUAAGGCAAGCAUUCAACAAAUACCUCGGUGAUGAUGGCCCAGCAUAUGCCAGAGGAAGUGAACCAUUUGCAGAGAAUGUUGUGCAGUUAAUUAGUCGCACUGGGGGUAUUUCUGCACUUGCUCAUCCUUGGUCAUUGAAGAACCCGGAUGCAAUAAUCAGGUCUUUAAAAGGUGCUGGUCUUAAUGGUAUGGAGGUCUACAGAAGUGAUGGAAAAGUUGAUGGAUUUAGCGAGUUAGCUGAGAAGUAUGGACUUCUGAAACUUGGAGGUUCAGAUUUCCAUGGAAGAGGCGGAAAAGAUGAAUCUGACGUUGGAACAGUUAAGCUCGCUAUUACAACUUUGUGCUGCUUUUUGAAGAUGGCUAGGUCUAUCUGGUCUUCUGCUAUGAAAGACAUCCUGCUGAAGUUUGCAGAGGAACCGUCUGCCACAAAUCUAGGAAACAUGCUUAAGUUUGGACGACUUACCAAUUUUGCUGGUUUUUCUCCAAUAAACAAUGGUAUUCAUGUUGUUGAUUUCUGCUUAUCUUCAUGGUCAAGCACUGAUGAUAUGGAAGAUGUUGAGCUUGAAGAGGUAAGAUUGAAGCUUGCCCAUUAUGCAGCAGAAAGAUAA